UAAAAAUUUUUUAAAAUUUUAGGUUUCAGGAAACUUUAGAUAUAUAUGUGAUUUUUCGACUAUUCAAAAGAAAUUGUAAAAUUUUAUCUCUCUGCGGGGCUGUUGGUUUCCAUCUCGGUGACAAAUGAUUUGAUGGCCUUGAAAUCAGUCGAUCAAAUUGUAGUUGGAAACGAACAGUCGGAAGGCGUUGGAGCUCGGGUUCGAAGGACGAUCGGAAGUUACUCGUUGAGACGCUUGGAUCCCUUCCUCUUUUUGGAUGAGUUCAAAGGCGAGUGGCCCAAUGGGUUUCCAGACCAUCCUCACAGGGGAUUCGAAACUGUUUCUUACCUUCUGAAAGGAGCGUUUCAACACGAAGACUUCACAGGAGCGGCUGGUUUGUUAGAAGCCGGAGACGUCCAGUGGAUGACUGCGGGUAGAGGUAUCGUGCACUCGGAGAUACCGGGCAAAAAUGCUGGGCCUGUUUGGGGACUACAGCUCUGGGUCAAUUUGAAAGCGAAAGAUAAAAUGGUGGAACCCAGGUACCAAGAGAAGAAAGCCAAAAACAUUCCUAGAGGUGAAAAAGACGGAGUGAGUGUUGCAGUGAUAGCGGGCGAAAGUAUGGGAGUGAAGAGUCCCGUGCAAACUUUGACACCAGCCUACUAUCUGGAUUUCACAAUUGAACCGGGCUGUUCGUUCACGCAAGAUGUGCCUCAGGGUUGGAACUCGUCUUUAUAUGUUGUACAGGGCUCAGUUACUAUUAACUCAGCGAAAAAAGUCAAUGUUCACGAGUUGGCAGUUUUCUCAAUCGACGGAACUAAAAUUUCGAUGAGCAACGCGGCCACUUCAAGUGAACCAGUAAAACUUAUUCUCAUAGCUGGCCAGCCAUUAAACGAACCAGUUGUACAACAUGGUCCAUUUGUACUAACAAACGAAGAAGAUUUGAUGAAGACAUUCGAUGAUUAUCAGAAGGGAAAGAAUGGGUUUGAAAAAGCACCUGGCUGGAAAUCAAAGCAAGGAACAGAAGCUUUGAAAGCGAGAGGAAAACAAGGUCGAGAUUUGUAACACAUAUCUAGAUUAUUUAGUCAAAAAGUCAACAUUAUUGUUCGUGUCAUAUCUGUUCUAAAUUCAUCGAGCUACUUAAUUGUCAAUUUUCGACUUUCGUAAAAUGAAAACCAUAGAAAAAGUAGAUUUUAUUUUCUCAACUGAUUAAAGUUGAAAU
This is a messenger RNA of Symsagittifera roscoffensis, 1198 nucleotides long. Its product is annotated as pirin-like. The record is from RefSeq and is a predicted model, not a curated record. Bases 133 to 1041 code for a protein of 302 amino acids. The transcript has 4 exons. NCBI's taxonomy places the organism in Eukaryota, Metazoa, Xenacoelomorpha, Acoela, Convolutidae.